AUGGCACCGAAAACCAUUGGAAAAGCCGCCAAGAAGUCCGGAAAGGCGCAGAAAGUCAUCGUCAAGGGAGAGAAGAAGAAUAGGAGACAGCGCAGGAAAGAAAGCUAUGCCAUCUACAUCUACAAGGUGUUGAAGCAGGUCCACCCGGACACCGGAGUCUCGUCGAAGGCCAUGAGCAUCAUGAACAGCUUCGUCAAUGACAUCUCCGAACGUAUUGCUGCUGAGUCGUCCCGUCUGGCUCAAUACAACAAACGCUCGACGAUCACCUCCCGCGAAAUCCAAACUGCUGUCCGUCUGCUGCUGCCGGGUGAGUUGGCCAAGCAUGCUGUCUCUGAAGGAACCAAGGCCGUCACUAAGUAA
Messenger RNA from Ochlerotatus camptorhynchus, 360 nucleotides. RefSeq names its product histone H2B-like. The transcript has a single exon. Gene Ontology annotation, molecular function: protein heterodimerization activity; DNA binding; structural constituent of chromatin. Lineage: Eukaryota; Metazoa; Arthropoda; Insecta; Diptera; Culicidae. The record is from RefSeq and is a predicted model, not a curated record. Gene Ontology annotation, cellular component: nucleosome. The coding region runs from base 1 to 360 and encodes 119 amino acids.